This is a messenger RNA of Anas platyrhynchos (mallard), 2731 nucleotides long. The record is from RefSeq and is a predicted model, not a curated record. Lineage: Eukaryota; Metazoa; Chordata; Aves; Anseriformes; Anatidae.
UGAGCCACCCGGCCUCAACACGCAGGCUCUGCACAGCCGGGACUGGCUCGGCGCUGAGCCACUCCUUGGAGGGGGCAGCUGCCAAAAGCUGGGGAUUUCAACGCAGCAAGUGGCACGUGCAAAGGGAACAGUGAAGGGCAAAUGCCUAACUCAACCUCAGCACCUCCUCUUCCCCUGAUUUUACUCAAGUGAGGAAACUGGUUUACUCAAGCAGGGAACUGGUUGUAAGGAUGUCUUUACUGGACAGGGGAAAUCUUCCAUGCCGCUGUUCCUGGAAAUAACUCAGCAUGAUGUCCUGGAGCUUUUCAAAGCCCGUGGUUUGACACAGAAAACUGAAGAAAAAUUUCCCUUGAAAGCUUGAGUGCUUUCAAAAUCCCACUGAGAUGAGGGGGAAGACUCCCUCUGACUUGGAGUGAGAAAGUCCCAUCGAUCUAGGGGCAUAAAUUGGGAGACUUACUUGAAAGGGUUGGGAAAAUUACGUGUUGAGUAAGCAACUGGUUUGUACUUCAAGAAAGGAAUGUGGCAGCAUCAGCAUCAGGAAACUGCCAUUAUAAAGCCUAUUCUUGAGACAUUCUUAAUGGGGAAGCAGUGGAGAUGGCGUCAAGCCGGGCAGAGGGUUGCUCAUCAGCACGUGUUCAGAUCUUGGUAUUGAAUGUGUAAUCAUGAGAUUUGGGCUUGCCUGAUAAAUGCCAGAUGAUAGAAAAAUUCGUAGGCCCAUGUGCAGCAUCAGAUUUGGGAAUCAAACACUGCUUGAUGAGAAAAUUAGAUACUAAAUAAGCACAAGACAUAGACAGAUGUUUAUAAAUAUAAAGAGGAAACUAAAAAUAGGAAUGUGAGUGUAUCGCUACCGAUGUCCAGAAGAUGUCAUGACUAGAAAGCAUUUCUGUUUAAGCUAGUGAGCUAGACACAUAUCCCAGGUGCUCAGUUCUAGUGUGGCACCCGGACCAUGGGAGGUGGCUAAGUACAAAGACAGCUGCCCCUGAUGGGUAGAGAGAAAGGCCACUUUCUCAGGGAUGUGGAAAAUGGCAGGGGUAGGGCCAGGGACCAGAAGGCUUAUUUGAGGGCUGAGCAUGCUUUUGCUGCAUAUUUCUGACUUUUAAAUUACUGCAGCUUUCAGUAACAGUUUGAAAGCAUUGCCACAUCAUUUGCAGCAUGGGGAAACUACUCUUCCUACCCCCACCACCACAGGAAGAGGGAUUUCAGGUGGAAGCUCUCUUAUCUCGUCUCUCCCUCCAACAAGCAAAGAUAUACCCAGGUGGAGAUGAAGCAAGAGGAACCCAGGCUAAAAGUGAGGCACAAAUCCAUGAGUGGGCAAGGAGCUGCUGCAGCAACCCACCUGUGACCGUGCUACAGUGCGUUCAGCUGGCCACGAGGCAGCUGCCGUAAAGCCAAGCUGUGGCUGCUCACACCGGGCUGAAUUCGGGUAGCUGCGACAGGCAGUGGCAUCCACCUGCAGGGCACCAGCACUUGCAGGGAGGUUCCCAGGGGCAAGGAGACCCCUGGCCCCCAGGAGCUGGAGCCACGCAGAGGAGCUGCCAUUGGGUGCCAGGUGCCUGAGCCACUCCUUACUGCCCCUCCAGCGCCUGCUCCCUCCCUCCCUCUCGCCAGGGACCAGGGACGGACGCACUCUGCCCAGGCCAGGUCACGGAGGCAGACUCCACGUCGUGCAACACGCAUGCUGCUGCUGCAGGUGCUUCUGGCUGCUGCAGCCCUUUGCUCCUAUGGAGCCGCGCAAAUCCUCCGGCAGCCAAAACCUUCCGUGCGCAGAGUGGCAUACAGCACUGCGCGGAUCGACUGCCACUUCUCGGGGUCAGACUUUCCCAAUGCCUACAUCCACUGGUACCAGCAGAAACCCGGGGAAGCCCCACAGCACCUUCUGUAUGUGCAGAAAGGGGCGGCUGCGUACUACGACCAGUCCUACAGGGAAACUUUUGGGGCUGAGAAGAAGAAGACGGAGCCCAUCUGUACUCUCACAAUAAAAAGAGUCACAAAGGAGCAGGAAGCCACCUAUUACUGUGCUUACUGGGAGAGCACAGCCGUAGAAAACCCUCAGGCAGCCGGCACACAACCCAGGCUGUGCUCCCCACCACAGGCGGGUGAGGGCUGCAAACCUCACCUGGCUGCAGGCUCCUGCUGGCCUGGCUGGGCACACCUGCAGGGACUCCCGAGGGUGGAAGACGUGGCAAAGAAAGGCCCCCACAUACUUUUUGGCCCACCUGCAGCUGGCACAGCCUCAUUGCACGUCAACAAGACAAGUGGUUUUUCCUGCUCAGAUCCGCUUGGCCAGUGCUCGAAGCUGGCUCCGAGCCUGUCCCCGCAUGGAAGCCCUACGGAGGCAGUCCUGCACGAGCCUUGCAGCAAAGCCCGGUAUCCGUCACCAAGCCCGAAAGCAAAACGGUGCUCAUCACCUGCCACGUCUCCGUCCCUGACUUUGACAAAGCUUUCAUUCACUGGUACCGCACGAGGCCUGGGGCAGCUCCCGAGCGCGUUGCCUACAUGGCAUCCACGCUCUUCCUUGCGAACCGGGAAGAUGAGGGGAAAUUCAGCAUUGAGAAGGACGUGGGCAAAUCUCUCUGCACCCUGACGGUGACCAAAGUCACCCUGCGAGAUGCUGGUACCUACUACUGCGCCAGGUGGGAUGCACAGCAGCAGAGAGCCAUAGGCAGCCUGCACAAAGAUGUGCUCCGCUUCCUGGACCAUACCCUGAAAUGCCCAAAACCUCAAGAAACGU